This is a messenger RNA of Gastrolobium bilobum, 685 nucleotides long. Its product is annotated as LOB domain-containing protein 24-like. NCBI's taxonomy places the organism in Eukaryota, Viridiplantae, Streptophyta, Magnoliopsida, Fabales, Fabaceae. The record is from RefSeq and is a predicted model, not a curated record. The transcript is spliced from 2 exons. The coding region runs from base 28 to 603 and encodes 191 amino acids.
UUUCUUGGCAUCAUCAUCGAUUCAAGAAUGUCAAAAGAAAGGGAUAGAACUAGAAGGGGAAGCAGAGCCCCAUAUACAUGCGGAGGUUGCAAGUGGAUGAGGAAAAAGUGCGGGAAAGAUUGUCUUUUGGCUCCUCACUUCCCACCGCAGAACACGCAAGAAUUUGAAGCAUGUCAAGGAGUUUUUGGGUUUAGCAACAUGCAAAGGAUGCUUAGAUUCCUUGGUGAACAAGAGAGGCAAGAAGCUGCCAACUCUAUGAAAUGGGAAGCUUCGAUGUGGACCCAAGACCCUGUUUCUGGACCCCUUGGUCAGUACAAAAAAUUACAGCAAGAGAAUAACAAUCUCAUUAACCUAUUGAAUCCCCCCGAACUUGGCAACAACAACAAUGAUGAUGAUGAUGAUGAUGAAGUAGCUCCCACUCACAAUGCACGGAUUCAAAGAAGUGAUUUUCCGCAUUCUCUUAAUCAUCCUGGUGAAGGAAGCACAAGCUCGAACAGAGUUGAGCAAGAAGGUCAACAAUGUAUUCAACAGCAAACCCAUACUCUUCAAGAUUCAGAUGAAAGCCAGUUGAAUAGUGAAGAGAAGAUGACUGAAAAUCGAUGAUUAAGACACAGGAAGAAAAUGAUCAUGUCUCAUCAAACCUCCUGUUUUCUUCUUGGUAAUCCCGCUUUUCUUAGGAUAAAGU